Messenger RNA from Racocetra fulgida, 269 nucleotides. The record is from the annotation of a GenBank genome assembly. Lineage: Eukaryota; Fungi; Glomeromycota; Glomeromycetes; Diversisporales; Gigasporaceae.
AUGAAUCUUCCAUUUAAAUGGUCCCAAGUUCUUUCUGAACAAAACCAGUUACCACAAACUGUUAUUCUAGAAUUAUCUUGGCAUGAUACUAAAAUUGCACAAGGCAAAGCAUAUGUUGGAUGGUCUGGGUUUUCUUCAAAGGCUGAUCAUUCCGAUGCUAUCGAAAUAGACCCACAAUUUGGCGAGGCUAUUGGUUUACACCAUGAUCAAAAGGCCAAUUCUGUAAAAGUUGAACCGAUUAGUUCUGAUGAUUGGGAAAUUAUAGUAAC